Messenger RNA from Melampsora larici-populina 98AG31, 756 nucleotides. RefSeq lists its product as uncharacterized. The record is from RefSeq and is a predicted model, not a curated record. The transcript has 3 exons. Lineage: Eukaryota; Fungi; Basidiomycota; Pucciniomycetes; Pucciniales; Melampsoraceae. Bases 1 to 756 code for a protein of 251 amino acids.
AUGUCUCACAAUCCGUCAACUACACCUCCUGCUCUAUACGUACUUUCAUCUCAAGAACAACAAUUUGUGUCUCGUUACUUGGAACCUAGAUUCGAAACGUUCAAUACUAAUGUGAAUAAUGUCAUAAACACUCGGAACGACACUGCUUCGGCGGCUAUAGAAGCUCUUCUUCAAACUUCGGUUAUUCAAGCCAAGGCUGAAGUUUUAACAACUCUCCGAAAUGAAUGGGUUCAGGCAAAAAAUGAAAUUUUAACUACUCUUCGAAAUGAAUGGAAGGAUAAGUUAUCCUUGGAUACUAUUGAAGCCAAGAUCAACAGUUGUUUGGAUGAUGGACAAUCCAUGCAUCGUGCAAUUUCAUCUCAACCUGCAGUUCAAAUUCCUAGAGAUCCAAACGCUAUGGAUGUCGACAUCAAUUCUGCCGAUUCUAGACGCCUUUUUCCUCCUUUACCAAAUGGGUUAACUUUUGGUUCUUUUGUCAAGUUUUGUCACGCGCGUUCAAUGUGUCAUCGAUGUCUCAAGCCGUACGAUUCGACUCAUAAAGGACCGGAUGGAAAAGGUAUUCCCUGUCCGAAUCCUCCGCCUAAGACCACUCAAGAGAUCGAAGUGUUUAUGCAGCAGAACCAAACGAAAGCUCAAUCAUCGGUGGCAGCAGUUUCUUCGUCUCCUCAUAGAGUUUCGCAACCCCGUCCUGCUAGGCAGUUGCAUCAACAACCUUACCAUUUCAAUUGCCUCCAAAUUUUAAUCAAGUCCCCAUGA